AGCGUUUGUUUCAGUUCCUAGUGGGACUGAAUGAGACUUAUUCGGCCUUGCGUAGCCAGAUCUUGAUUAUGCAGCCACUUUCAACUGUCAAUCAGGCGUAUUCCCUUAUUGUUCAGGAAGAAUCUCAGAGGCUUUUCUUGUCCGGUGCUUCUGGGCUCACACCUGUUUUGGAUUCGACUGCUCUGUAUUCUUCCUCAUCUUCUCGCCAUGGUAGGUUUAAUGGCGUCUGUGACUAUUGUAAUGUUCGGGGCUAUAAACGUGAGCAGUGCUAUCGUUUAAUUGGUUACCCUGCUGACUUCAAAUUCACAAAACGUAUGGUGUUUCGAAGUUGUCCUGCUUCUGUUUCUGUCCCUUGGAUCCUUGAUACUGGUGUAACGGACCAUGUGCUCUCCGGUCUCCAAUGUUUGCAAAAUCCUAUUUCAUGUGCUUUUGAGUCUCGAUUUGUCCACUUGCCCAAUGGAUCUCUCAAGUGGCAUGAUGAAGGGGAUUGGUAGGAAGACAAGGGGUCUUUAUUUUUUUACAGUCAUCUUGUUCUGCUUCUGGUUUGUCUACUAUUUCUGUUGAUAGUCCUAAGUCUGAUA
Molecule: messenger RNA, 581 nt
Organism: Hibiscus syriacus
Lineage: Eukaryota; Viridiplantae; Streptophyta; Magnoliopsida; Malvales; Malvaceae
Exons: 3
Coding region: 69-494 (141 amino acids)
Source: RefSeq, a predicted model, not a curated record